Messenger RNA from Enhydra lutris kenyoni (northern sea otter), 2575 nucleotides. RefSeq names its product G protein-coupled estrogen receptor 1 (gene GPER1). NCBI's taxonomy places the organism in Eukaryota, Metazoa, Chordata, Mammalia, Carnivora, Mustelidae. Gene Ontology annotation, biological process: G protein-coupled receptor signaling pathway. The record is from RefSeq and is a predicted model, not a curated record. The transcript is spliced from 2 exons. The coding region runs from base 611 to 1690 and encodes 359 amino acids. Gene Ontology annotation, cellular component: membrane. Gene Ontology annotation, molecular function: G protein-coupled receptor activity.
GAAGCCUAUAAAGCCUGCAGUGCCGGGGUGUCCCGGUGUCCGGCACAAUGACCGGCACGAUGACGGAGCGAUGAUGGGCAUUCUGGCAGGUCAGCCUCGUGCACCAGGCUUCCCGUCCCAGGACCACCGCUCUGGCACCCUUCGACGGGUGGAAGCAAGUCCAGAAUCCCCACCACCCGAGCGAGAGCUGCCGCUGCGCCUCCAGCCGGCCCUGAGCACGGUCGCUGAGGCUGGCUGACAAGCCCUCCGAGGGACGGGGAAAGGGUCUGCUCCAAACUCGCUGCGGUGCAGGUGCACAGGCGGCGCCACCCCGCGCGUGGAACACGGCGGCUGACACCAAGCCGACGGCAAGCCAGGGUGCCGCCCGCUGUGUGGACAUGGACCACCUUCUCUGAUUGCUCAGCUUUCUGCAAAACGGACCCACGCUGCUUGCAGUGGUGCCCGCGAUGACUUCUGCUCUUACAGGCAUCUGGCUCACUUCAAAGAGCGUCACCUUUCUUUCUAGAGAUGGAGCUUUCGUUUAAGUGGGAUUUCUGGUAGCCACGCAGCAAACCUUGAAAGGUGCACCUCUGGGGACACGGACGUGACUUCCCCAGCGCUGCUCCCUGGCAUGGAGACGCACCCAGGUGCCUCCAACAGCACCCCCCUGGAGCUCAACCUGUCCCAUGUGCUCAUUGGCACUGUCCUGGCUAACCAGACGGGCGAGCUCUCUGAGCACCAGCAGUAUGUGAUCGGGCUUUUCCUGUCCUGCCUGUACACCAUCUUCCUCUUCCCCAUUGGCUUUGUGGGGAACAUCCUGAUACUGGUGGUGAACAUCAGCUUCCGGGAGAAGAUGACGAUCCCGGACUUGUACUUCAUCAACCUGGCAGCGGCAGACCUCAUCCUGGUGGCUGACUCCCUGAUCGAGGUGUUCAACCUGGACGAGCAGUACUACGACAUUGCCGUGCUGUGCACCUUCAUGUCACUCUUCCUGCAGAUCAACAUGUACAGCAGCAUCUUCUUCCUCACGUGGAUGAGCUUUGACCGGUACAUUGCCCUGGCCAAGGCCAUGAGGUCCAGCCUGUUCCGCACCAAGCACCACGCCCGGCUCAGCUGCGGCCUCAUCUGGAUGGCGUCUGUCUCAGCCACGCUGGUGCCCUUCACCGCGGUGCACCUGCAGCACACGGAGGAGGUCUGCUUCUGCUUCGCAGACGUCAAAGAGAUCCAGUGGCUGGAAGUGACCUUGGGGUUCGUCAUCCCCUUCGCCAUCAUCGGCCUGUGCUACUCGCUCAUUGUCCGCGUGCUUGUCAAGGCUCACAAGCACCGAGGCCUGCGCCCCAGGCGGCAGAAAGCCCUGCGCAUGAUCUUCGCGGUGGUCCUUGUGUUCUUCAUCUGCUGGCUGCCGGAGAACGUCUUCAUCAGCGUCCACCUCCUGCAGCGCAGCCCACCAGGAGCCGCUCCCUGCACGCAGUCCUUCCGCCACGCCUACCCGCUAACGGGCCACAUUGUCAACCUGGCAGCUUUCUCCAACAGCUGCCUGAACCCCCUCAUCUACAGCUUUCUGGGGGAGACUUUUCGGGACAAACUGAGAAUGUACAUUGAGCAGAAAACCAACAUGUCAGCUCUGAACCGCUUCUGCCACGCUGCCCUGAAGGCGGUCCUUCCGGACAGCACGGAGCAGUCGGACGUAAGGUUCAGCAGCGCCGUGUAGAGGCGGCGGGGCUGUACCCACAGGGAUCCCACGCUGGGUCACCCCCAGGGCAAGGUGGGAGGAACAGCUGGGCCACACUGCGCUCUGAGCCCAGUCAGAACAGGAUGGCCCACCCGUGCCCCAGCUGUGGGCACACCUGGGUUCUGAAGAGCCCUCACUGCAAGCCACCUUGACCUUGGGCGGAGUACACAGCACUGGGGCUCCCCACCCACACUCACAGCUGCAGGGCAUGUGACUGGCAUGAGCUGGCGUAGGGAUGGGGACCAGCGUGAACUUGCAGUCCACUCUGCACACACUGUGUCCCACAGCAAACGACAUUUCUCAUGUUGGCCAGUGCAAGCAAAACAAAGGGGACAUUUUGGAGGAGAGACCUUAGUUUCAAGGUCUGUCUUCCAUAAAUCUGCCAUCCUCGGGAAAAAUGAAUGCUGCAGACAACACACUCAGCAGACCUGAACUGGAAACUGUGGACCAUCCGCCUCGUCUGUGGCUUACGGUUUACUGGGCAUACUAACAAGUGCCCUCGAGUCAGAGAGGAAGGGAGAAGUGCUUCUUCUUCUUCACACACACACACCCCUGAGGGUGGCCCUGCAGACAGCGGCCACAUGACCCGGAGCACUUCUGCAACCAGAAGCCCCGCUGCUGUCCGAGUUGCCGGCCCUCUGCUGUCUGUUCCUGGGCAUCUCUGCACCUACACCAUCAGGGAAGGAGACCAUGGGGUUACGAGCUGGGGAGCCAGCACACGUGGGAGAAAGUUGGCCUCUGAGGAACAACAGUGGGGACAACGAUGAUGGCAAUGUAAACAGUUCUCCUUAAAAUGUACAAAAGAAAAACUAGUGACUACUAGGAAUGUCCAGUCCUUCUCAAUAAAACAUAGCCACAUCCUGA